ACAGCGCUCCUCUUACCAGAGCCAAGCCGAACCGCACACGCACGGGCACGGUCACGAGCGCGAGCGCGAUGACCCGCUCGCGCAUCUUUACGCACACGACACGCGUUUCGCUCCACUCGAAGCAACAUUCUGCCUCUUUGCGUGUCAUUUUCUCGCGGGGGACCAUGAAGGCAGUACGGGUCCAUGAAGUCUUCUACGGGCUUCUGCUCCUCAGCCUCAUGGUCGGAACAGUGGAACCUUUCCGAAACUUGAAGAAAGUCCAAGAAGAUAUCGACUGGUCGUACACAGGUGCCCUGAACCAGCGUAACUGGGGUAAGAAGUACCCGUCGUGUAACAGCGCCAAACAGUCCCCUGUGGACAUCGACGAGACCUUCACGCAGGUUCGACUUCAGUACCAGAAUCUGCAACUGGAGGGCUGGGACAGACUCAUGGCAGAGUCCACAACUAUCCACAACAACGGGAAAACAGUGGCUAUCAAUGUGGAUGGCGACUUCGACAUACGUGGAGGUGGACUGAGCUCCAGGUUCCGUGUUGAUACCAUCACCUUCCACUGGGGGCGCUGCAAUGCUACUUCAGAUGGGUCUGAGCACAGCCUCAAUGGGAUGAAAUACCCUCUUGAGAUGCAAAUCUACGCUUAUGACCCAGAUGCUUUCCAAAGUCUGGAUGAGGCCAUCAGGGAGGGAGGCAGGAUUGCGGCAUUAGCUGUGCUGUUUGAGAUCAGCUUAGAUGACAACGAGAACCUCAAUCCUGUCAUCGAUGCUGUCAACACUGUUAGUCGAUUGGGUAAGAGUGGAUCAAUGGAAGCCUUGGCCUUGCACUCCUUGCUGCCAAAUAACACCGCCAAAUACUACAUCUACAACGGCUCACUGACUUCUCCUCCCUGCACGGAAACGGUCGAGUGGGUCGUCUUUAAACAAACCGUGGCCAUAUCGGAAACACAGCUGGAGGUCUUCUGUGAGGUGAUGACCAUGGAGCAGGCAGGCUACGUGAUGCUGACAGAUUACCUGCAGAAUAACUUCAGAGAGCAGCAGCAGUUCAUGGGGCAGGUGUUUGCCUCGUACACAGGAGUAGAGGACGUGCCCACGCCGACCUGCAGUUCAGCACCAGAAAAUGUCCAAGCUGACGCCCAGAAUGAGACAACCAUUGUUGUGACGUGGGAGCGUCCCCGCGUGGUUUAUGACACGACCAUCGACUGGUACACUGUCACCUACGAGAGGCUACAAGGCCAAAACCAGAGGAAGUGGGAGUACAGGACUGACGGGGAUCAGGAUGUGGGAGCCAUCAUCUCCAGCCUGCUGGCCAACAGCAGCUAUGUGGUUCAGGUGGUGGCUGUUUGCACCAAUGGUCUCAGAGGAAGAUGGAGCGUUCAGAUUAUAGUGGACAUGCCAUUAGAGGAUCCUGAGAGUGAUACAUUUCCGGAUGUCUCCAAAGACUUGAAAAGCAGCAAAGAGCCGUCACCAAACAUCAGAUGGCAGAAUCCGGAGAAUCCCAAUCCCUUAGAUUUGACUCCAGUAGAUCACAGUCCAGUGGAGGAGAUCCCGGCAGAGCAGACCAGAGUUUACCAGAACCAACCCACACACCACCCCCGGCUGAAAUCAACCCAGAACCCCCCGGUCCAGGUCACCGCUCAGUCAAGCCCAAAGCCUCCUCCACCCGAGUCGCCCGUCCAGAAAACACGGCUCAACCCCAAUGGGAAAAAGAAACCCAGCAAGUCUAAAAGUGACGAUGUGAGCAAAAACCAGAUCGAUGACGGGAGGAGAACUCGAACACAACGGAUAUUUACCCAUGGUGGCUUGGAUGGGAACGGUGCAAUCUGGGUAACUGGUAUAACCGAGCAGCCGGGCUUCCUGUUUCCUGUUUCUGCACCUAACACUCUGCCUACUGUCCGCCGUCAAAUCACAGAAGAGGAGUCUCUGCCGCAUCAGACACAAGAUCUCAAUCCAACAGAUCCAAGUGAAAGUGACCUCCCUUCUCCUGAGUCGGACCUGUACUCCUUCUCUGUGGAGGAUAUCCAAGUCACCGAUGUCUUCUAUGAAGACUCACUCAACAGCUCUUCAUCCCAAAUCCCCACUUCCCCCUCAGUGGGAUCCACUGUUACACUGCCAGAUACUGAUGUGGCCAAAGGGACGCCACAGUCCUCUGAAGACAGCGAUUCACCUGUGAACAAACCUCCGGAAACCAGCACCUCGUUCUGGAUCCCUGAGAGAACGGCGACCGGGAGCAACAACCUCGCCGAUACCGUUUACAAGUCUUUCACCUCCUCCUCUCUCCUCAGGGUGCUCAUGCACACCACCCAGCCAAUGUUUAAUGAGGGAAGCAACAGCAGUCACGAAUCGCACGUCGGGUUGGUUGGCGUUGCGGACAGGGAGAAGAGGACCGUCAUUCCUCUGGCUGUUGUCUCCACUCUCACCAUCCUGUGUUUGCUAGUGCUGGUGGGCAUUCUGGUCUAUUGGAGAAACUGUUUCCAGACAGCUAACUUCUACCCCGAGGACACCACGUCACCUAAAGUCAUAUCAGCUCUGUCCACACCUCUGCUGCUCGCCACAGAUGGUCACGAGCCACUGACGGUGAAGCAGUUUGUGAAGAACGUCAUGGAGCUCCACAACACCAACACGUUCUCCAAGGAGUUUGAGAUUGUGAAAGAAUCCUAUGAGGAGGUACAAGCGUGCACAGUGGACAUGGGCAUCACUGCAGACAGCUCCAGUCAACCCGAGAACAAAUCCAAGAACAGAUACAUCAACAUCCUGGCCUAUGAUCACAGUAGAGUGAAGCUCACCAACAGUUUGGACAAGGACGGGAAAUGCGAGGACUACAUAAAUGCAAACUUUGUUGAUGGUUAUGAGCGUACCCGGGCCUACAUCGCAGCCCAAGGUCCUCUCAGAGCAGGCAGGGAAGACUUCUGGAGAAUGAUCUGGCAGCAGAACAUUGGUGUCAUCGUCAUGAUCACCAAUCUGAAGGAGAAAGGACGGACCAAGUGUGAUCAAUACUGGCCAGAGGAUGGGCAGGAGCAAUAUGGUUCAUACCAGGUGACCCUGAAGAGCAGCAAGACCCUUGCUUACUACACACUGCGGGCAUUCAUUGUCAGAGAUACCACAAAUAAGGUAUCCCAGAGGAAAGUCGAACACACAGUCCAGCAUUACCACUACACCCAGUGGCCAGACAUGGGCGUCCCGGAAUACACUCUUCCCGUCCUGUCCUUCAUCAGAACAUCCUCUCGGGCCAGAACGCAGGAGAUGGGACCCGUCUUGGUUCAUUGCAGUGCUGGUGUAGGGAGAACGGGGACCUAUAUUGUCAUAGACAGCAUGCUGCAGCAGAUCGAGGAUCAAGGGACGGUGAAUGUCCUCGGUUUCCUAAAACAUGUGCGGACUCAGAGGAACUUCCUAGUUCAGACAGAGGAGCAGUACAUAUUCAUCCACGACGUCUUAGUGGAGGCCAUCUUGAGCCGCCACACCUCUGUCGCUUGCGACCACCUCCACUCGUACGCAUCCGGCCUGCUGACACCCGGAGUGUCAGGCCGGACGCGCAUGGACAAGCAGUUCAAGUUGAUCAGUCAACGCCAAGCGAAACACGCCGACUACAGCACUGCUCUCCGAGAUGGCAACGCUAUGAGGAACAGAGCCAGAGCGCUGAUGCCUGUGGAGAGAUCAAGAGUUUGCCUAACUGCCACUGCAGUAAACUCAUCAGGCUACAUCAACGCCUCCUACGUGCUGGGCCAUCGCCACAGUAAGGAAUUCAUCGUGAGUCAGACGCCGCUCAGCAGUACCGUGGAGGAUUUCUGGCGAAUGAUCUGGGAGCAUAACACACACACCGUCGUCCAUCUGCCCGACGUGCAUUAUCAGAGUGAGGACUGGGACCCGUGUGUGUAUUGGCCUUCUGAAGAGCAGAUUAUGAACUUUGAGGGAUUUACUGUGUUGUAUUCAGGGGAGAGACACGUGUGUCUGUCCAAUGACGACAAAGUGCUUGUGCAAGACGUCACGUUAGAAUCCACGCAGAACAAUUUUGUCCUGGAGGUCCGUCUAUACAGCGCUUCCUGCUGGCCCAACCCUGACAGCCCCAUUAGGAAUGGUUUUGAACUCGUCAACAUAGUCAGUGAGCACAGGAGACACACACACGGACCUACAGUCGUACACGACCCGUUGGGAGGCGUUACGUCGGGUCUUUUUUGUGCCCUCACUACUUUGUCCAAUCAGCUGCAAGAGGAGGGGCAAGUCGACGUCUACCAGGUGGCACGAAUGACCAACCUCAUGAGGCCGGGGGUGUUUAAUGAUAUAGAGCAGUACCAGUAUCUGUACCGGGCUGUGCUGAGUCUGGUGAGCAGCCAGGAAGACCAGCGAGCCCUCCAGAGUCCAGAGACCAAUGGAUCAGUACUGCUGGGGAAGACUAACAUUACUGAAAGCCUUGAAUCACUCAUGUAGAUGACACACACACACAUGCUAAUGCAAACAUAAUAACCGUACAGUACAUGUACUGGUCAGUGUUGAGGCUCCUCUGCAAACGUCCAAGAGCUGUGAGUACUUUUUACAUGCUUAAAGGUCAAAUCCAAUCUAAGAUGAAAAGGCCAAUUGUCUCACUGUCAACAUUGUAAUAGCCAUUUGAUCACACAUAAUGUGACAAAAUGUACCUGGAAGUGUUCUCAGCUGAGCAUCCGUUCAGCAAAAUAAAACGAUGGGCACGGCCUAAUUUAAAAUUCUAAAUUAAACACUUCCUCAUUUCAAUCUAAUAUGCAUUCAUUUCCGUGAUAUUGGCUAUUUCCAACAUCAAAUGUUUUCCAAUCAUUGUUCCAUUCCAAUUUGCUUCCUAAACCAGAAUUUCAAGAUUUAAGAAAUACAAAUGACAACCUAAUAUUUUUCAGAAGUAGUAAUGGGGAACUACUGCAAAGGCCAUUGGCUCUGUGGCCUUUUGUAAUAAUCCAAGCUCUUGUACUUCAAAGGCUUUUUUUUUGCUCCUGCGACUGUUUGACUAAACCAAAAUAACGCUCUGUGAUCUGUCUUUUUUUUUUUUAUUAUUAUUAUUAUUAUUUUUUUUUUUUUUUUACUAAAGCUGGCUACUGUCUUGUUUGCACUUGUUGAGUCAAAUAUGAAAGGUUAGACACUCCAUCCAAAUUCUGUUGUGAGUAUUGAAGAUAUUUGUCAGUAUUUUGUCCAGGUCUCCUAUCAGACACGAUCAAUUAAUCAGUCAGCUUUCUUCGACAGCAACUAUAUUACAGAACCUUUUUUGUGUAAAUAUCCCUUAUAUACCAAAAGGCCAAAUUGCUGUAUGUUUUUACUCUAUCUAUAUUUUCUAUGACAUUUUUCUAGCCAUUUACACAUACUGUACAACUGUGUGAAUUCUAUUUGAUAAUUUCACAUACAGAUCAUAGAUUUAACUCAUUGUUAACGCUUUUUUAUCAUUCCGGUAAUUGUAGCAAGUUAACAUGUCUGCAGCCACAAACGUGUGCAGUAUGUAAAUAGCAACAGAUUGAAUAAAGACUUGAAUAUGA
Phycodurus eques (leafy seadragon) is the source of this 5479-nucleotide messenger RNA. It is a transcript of the gene ptprz1b, whose product is annotated as protein tyrosine phosphatase receptor type Z1b. Gene Ontology annotation, molecular function: protein binding; protein tyrosine phosphatase activity. NCBI's taxonomy places the organism in Eukaryota, Metazoa, Chordata, Actinopteri, Syngnathiformes, Syngnathidae. The record is from RefSeq and is a predicted model, not a curated record. Gene Ontology annotation, biological process: peptidyl-tyrosine dephosphorylation.